AUGCCUCAACUUGACCCCUAUAACACACAGAGCGCUAUCGCGCUGCUAAGACAACACUUGGACUACCAGCACUGGCUUGACAGGAACAAAAUGCAAAUGAAGGACAUCGGCAAUACGCAGGUUCUGGCUGCUAUGAAUCCUACAGCGGGGUCAUUUGUGGUGAAUCCACGACUAAGCCGGCAUUUCUGGGUGCUAAACGUCCCCAUGCCUGAAUUGACAUCCUUGUUUACAAUUUACGCCUCAAUUAUGAAUGGAUUCUUUGAUGUGCGAAACUUCCGAAAGGCUGUGAAAGAGCAAGUCAUGCCAGUAAUCAAAGCAACCAUGAGCAUCCACACGGAGGUAGUUCAAGCUUUCCGGAAGACAGCCGUCAAUUUUCACUACGAAUUUAACAUGCGCCACCUAACGAGUGUGUUCCAAGGGAUCCUGUCAACGUCUCCUCAGACCAUGCAGUUACGGGAAGAAGCGAACUGUGAGCACACAUUGCGGACUGCUUCUCUCUGGCAGGAUCCAGAAAAGCUGGUGCUAUUAUGGCUUCAUGAAUGUGAGCGAACGUUUUGUGACCGUCUGGUCACGCCAGAAGACUGCAAAAAGUACAAAGCCAUUGCAGCUGACUGCGCAAAAAGAAACUUUGGAAGGUUCAAUUUGGGGAAAGUUGUACAAGCAAAAAACCCGGAGCCGCUAAUAUUCACUCACUUCGGAAAAGAAGGGGCAGGAGGUCAAUUGGACGCAGCGUUGCGACGCCACUGUAGCUCCUGA
Molecule: messenger RNA, 756 nt
Organism: Eimeria necatrix
Lineage: Eukaryota; Apicomplexa; Conoidasida; Eucoccidiorida; Eimeriidae
Exons: 3
Coding region: 1-756 (251 amino acids)
Biological process (GO): microtubule-based movement
Cellular component (GO): dynein complex
Molecular function (GO): dynein light intermediate chain binding; minus-end-directed microtubule motor activity; dynein intermediate chain binding
Source: RefSeq, a predicted model, not a curated record